Messenger RNA from Diatraea saccharalis (sugarcane borer), 1596 nucleotides. The record is from the annotation of a GenBank genome assembly. NCBI's taxonomy places the organism in Eukaryota, Metazoa, Arthropoda, Insecta, Lepidoptera, Crambidae.
AUGAGCGAGCUGAACCUGCGCGGGUUGCUGAACGCGCAGGGCACGCGCGGCCGCUCGCCGCACGCCGCGCACAACGCACACCACGCGCACGCGCACGCGCACGCACAGGCGCAGGCGCAGGCGAUGCACCACGCCUACCAACAGAUGAUGGGGUACGCUUCUAAUGCGUUCAACUCCGGCAACGGCGUGGGCGGUGGCGGGGGCGGGGGCGGGUGCGGGGGCGGCGGCGGCGGGGGCGCGGUAGUCGGCAGCGCGGGCGGGGGCGGAGCGUCCGGUCGCCGCAGUGGCGGCCCGCGCACGCCCUCCCCCGCGCCCUCGUUCUACCCCCCGCACGCCGCCCUCACGCCCAAUAACAACACGGCCGCCCUCAAGUGGCACAUACCGCAGCAGGGCAGAACCAAUGGUGCGGCGGAGAUGAGCCCGGUGGGCGGCGGCGGCGGGGGCGGCACGGAGUUCAAGAUCACGCUGGGCCGCGCCCCCCGCGCCCCCGCGCCGCCCCCACAGCCAUUAGCGCCCGCCCCCAACCCCUCCGCCGUCACCUCCACCAACCCGAAGACGCCCAGCCCCAGCCUCAACGGCGGCGGUUGCGGCGGCGGCGGCGGUGGCGGUUGUGGCGGCGUCGGCGGCGGCGGCGGCGGCGGCGCGGCGGGCGGCGCGGGCGCCAUGGAGCUGGACAAGGUGUGCGCGGAGAGCGUGCAGGACCUGAUGGCGACCAUCGCCAAGCUGGACUCGAACGGCGUGCAGGUGCUGCCCGAGGCGGCGCCGUCCACUGCGCACGCGCACGCGCCCUCACCACACCCGCACGUGCACUCGUCCACGGACCCCGACCACAGGCCAGCGAGCAAACCGGCGGAGGGUACGGGCGGGGGGGGCGGUGACCCCAACGAGGACUGGUGCGCCGUGUGCAUGGACGGCGGCGAGCUCAUGUGCUGCGACAAGUGCCCCAAGGUGUUCCACCAGUACUGCCACAUACCCACGAUAGAGAAGCUGCCCGAUGAGACGGAGAGCUGGCAGUGCCUGCUGUGCGUGAACUUCUCCGAGAUGGAGGAGGUGGAGGAGGGGGGCGGCGGCGGCGGCGCGCUGUCCGCGCGGCUGCAGCGCGUGAUGGAGCGCGUGACGCUCGAGCUGUACUGCCAGUACGAGACCAGCCUGCCCUUCCGCGAGCCGAUAAGUCGUCCGAUGUGCCUGGACAUGAUCCGCAUGAAGCUGCAGCCGCGGUGCCCGCAGCGGUACACGCACGUGGCGCAGUUCGUCAACGACUGCCGGCUGCUGUUCCGCAACGCGUACACAUACAACCCGCCGGACUCGUCGAUCUACAAGGACGCCAAACGUCUGGAGGAGUUCUUCGAGGCGCAGCUGCUGAAGUGGCUGCCCGAAUACGCCGCUAUCGGGCCCGCGCCCGCCUCCUCGCCCGCGCUCGCUCACGCCACCGCCGCCGCCGCCGCCGCAGCUCCCUCCCCCUCCCCGUCCCCCGCCUCCGCGUGGGGAGACGCCCCCGUGCCCAAGAAGCCUCGCGCCGAUUCAAACUGCUGAAAGUCACAGAACCCGUCGCGUGCGCCCGCUGACUGUGGCCCAGCGGUAGGCCGCGAUCUAUUG